AUGAUAGCCUGAGUACCUUCUCCCCAGUGACGUUGAACUGUGCUAAAUUCUGAUUUCGUCGUUUCAAUUCUUAAACAAAUACUAAUGUUGAGUGAAGCGUCUCAAGGUUACAAAUUAAUUACUCUUGUGUUAAUUGUACUCCUGAUUAUCUGGCUGAUAAUUCUUGCACCUGGUUCAUAUUUCUUGAAUUCAGAGCCAGAAAACAGAUUGAUAUCGCCUGGAAUAAAUGAGUCGUUAGCUGCUAUCCUACACACAACAUAUUCCACUCAGACAAUAUCAGCUGUUCAGAAAUAUCCCCUGUAUUUUAGUUUAGAAGAAGAAAGGCUGAAACAGCUGUAUGACACAAUAAAAGGAGAAAAGAAAGUGAAGAUUUUUCUCAAUUAUGGAAAGAGAACAAUUUUUACACCUAUGAAUUUUUCCUACUGUCAUGCGAAGGAGUGUGAUGUCAUUAAUGAAAUGGAAAGAUGGCGAGAGGCUGAUGGAUUAAUACUUACAGAAGACAAACUGCCGAAUGGUAAACGUCCACCAGGACAAUUAUGGUUUGGACUUAUACAUGAACCUCCUCCACAUAUCUCAAUGGCAAACUCCUGA
Molecule: messenger RNA, 591 nt
Organism: Trichobilharzia regenti
Lineage: Eukaryota; Metazoa; Platyhelminthes; Trematoda; Strigeidida; Schistosomatidae
Source: the annotation of a GenBank genome assembly